GCCCGAAAUGCCGGGCUUUUGUGAGGCGCCGGGCAGCCUAAAAAACAAGCGGGGCGCAGGAGGGCAGCCCCAUGGACCUCCGCCAGCGCACGACCAUCGCCACGGACCCCUUCGCGACCAUCAAAGGCAUCGGAAGUCUCACGCUCCGUGCUGAGCAGUACGCCGACCUCGACGCGCCGUCGGUGGCGCGAAGCGUGUCCGUCGAACGGACGCUGCAGACUUUGGUCAAUCUUUCGGCCCAAGCGCACCCCUUGGAGACGUCGACGUUGAAAGGCGCCCGAGAAGGCGUCGACGGCGAGGAGCAGCGCCACCUGACCGCCCCCAGGUUUUAUUUGUUGGAUCUAGCUCUACGAGUGUGGUCCGAGACGACGUACGCGCAUCUGCCCGAUCGAAGGUUUGUCGAUUUGACGGGAAGUAAUGGCGAGAACUGCGUCGCCGCUUCGUUAUUACGGGACUGGGUCUCGUGCCGGAGCAUCGAGCCGAUCCCCGAAGCUAGAGUAUUGGCCAAAGCGCUGGUGGAUGAGCGAGAUAAGCGGCAUAAUCGAAGGAGGCGAGGGGCGAGUAGACGUGGCAGGGAACCGCAAAAACCACCGGCGCAAGUCUACAUCGAGGAGGCGUCGUGCCUGUGGAACUGCGACUGGUACGACUGCGACGUGGCCUUGUUCGACGCGACGCGGCCAGCAUUCAGCGCUUUUGUCGACGAGGGCGCGUUCGUCCGGGCCGCGCUCUGGCCGGGUCUCGCGCGGUGCGCGGAGGGUACGGUCGUCUGCCUCAUCUCGCGGGACCCGAACCCGACCGUGCGACGAGCCGAGCUCAUCCCGACGGAGGGGCCGUCGGCCUGCGAGUUGCUCGACUCGUGCGUGAUCGCGUGCGGCGACGGCGGGACGGCCGAAGCGCUGCGGGCGGACAUCGUCAAGACCAUCGCGCCGUCGUCGGACCCCCGACUUGUACAAAGGCGCGAGCAGAGCAAGACUACUGGAUUAUUACUCAAGGUGCAGGACGCGCACCGCGCGUCCUUGCGACGCAACGUCACGGAGUUCCAGCUCGGGUCGCCCUCCGAUGAAAGCUCGUGGGGCUCGACGCCGACGCCCCAAAAGAGCCCGACGCUCGGCAUCGUCCGCCAGCGCAAGUUCGGCGUGGACAAGAGUCCGCUGGGGUCGUUGCUCGAGAAGCGCGGGAGCCGGGACUCGUAA
Pelagomonas calceolata is the source of this 1193-nucleotide messenger RNA. Lineage: Eukaryota; Pelagophyceae; Pelagomonadales; Pelagomonadaceae. The record is from the annotation of a GenBank genome assembly.